Messenger RNA from Sycon ciliatum, 7327 nucleotides. Its product is annotated as mucin-2-like. NCBI's taxonomy places the organism in Eukaryota, Metazoa, Porifera, Calcarea, Leucosolenida, Sycettidae. The transcript is spliced from 23 exons. The record is from RefSeq and is a predicted model, not a curated record. The coding region runs from base 179 to 6919 and encodes 2246 amino acids.
UACAAUGCGAGUAUUUCGUCGAGAGAAAUAGGAAGAAAGAACUUUUGAAGAAGAAUUUACGUCGCGAAGCACUCAAUCUCUACCACCAGGUAAUGAAGGAGUUCCUCGCCUGUCUGAAAUAACCCAACAAUGUUCUAGAAGUGGUUGUAGGAGAGUACCCCGAGAGGGGUGGAGCAGAAUGGACGGCAGGCACCGAGCGUCCACGUCCGUCGACGUCAAGCUGGGGGUGGGAGCGGGCAGGCGACGGCCGUUGACUACUGGGUACUUGAGGAGCAUGAUGAGUGACACUAUCCGGAUUGGCCUGUAUCUACUGAUCAUGGCGGGCGUGGGUUACUCCAGCAGUUCCCCGCCAACGUUUCUGGUCAAGCCACAGUCCUCAUACACGUACCCCGCUGCUGGAACAGCAGCUUUGACUAUACCAUGCACUGCAUCAGGCAGUCCCACGCCGAAGAUCUCUUGGUGGCGAAACGACCAGCUGAUCACUUCGGGUGUGUUCUCGCCGGCCGGUGAGCUCCUGAUCAACAUUACAUCGUCCGCUGCUUUGAGCGUCCUGCCGCAGGCUGCAACGCUGAGCAAUCACGCAGCGAGCACUGGCUGGUAUUACUGUAUGGCCGCUAGCAGCCAGGGCAGCAUCACUGCAGAUUUCUCUUUGGCCGUCCUUGUCCGACCUACUAUUGUUGGUCAUCCACUGGAUGCAUACUACAUCGACAAUCAAAACCGCCCCACAGUAUUUCGCUGUACCGUUGCCGGCUAUCCAUUUCCAACAGUCACGUGGCGCAGAGGCAGUGGAUCGGCGUUGACCGCAAACACACUUGUAACCCGCUACAAUUCAACAUACUUCCUGGUUUUGACCAAGACGAAAUCGGCAGACGUGGACGCGUACUACUGCAUCGCAAGCAACACUGCUGGUCAAGCCACAUCAGCAAGAGCCAAUAUGACCGUAUCUACAAAUACAUUCGGAUCGCUUACAGGAAACCUGCUGGAGCUACCAUUCCCAACGUACAACAUCAAUUUGCGGCCGCCUUUCUCCACUUCUGUCCAGUUCACCGUUCCAGCAAGGUCUUUUGGCCCAAACAAUGCCGCGUGGCUCUUGAAUGGUAUGCAAGUGUUGCCAGGGCUGAACGGAUGGAGAGCAGCAUCGGGUGACCAGGAUUCCUAUGCUACCAGCAUUGUGCAGUCUAACCCUGGCGUUUACCUCAACAUCUCCGAUGUCGGCGUGUUGACCAUGGUUGGAAUCCGCUCUAUCGUCCAUGACGUAGCCAAUCUCAUCUUCGCACCGUUCGACAAUCCCAAACUGGAGAGCAACAGUCCAUCCGUUAUUGACGUGGUUCAAGGCCAGUCGGUGACACUGCAGUGCUCCGUGCCUGACGGCAAGUAUGGCACAGUUUUCUGGGAUACGUCCCAGUUGACCACACCACCUCUGGUUACACAGUCAUUGUCCGGUAACAACACGGCACUGCUGGUGUUCCUGACCUCUUCACGACCAACGGGCACGUACAGUCUCUCGUGCAUUGAAAGCAGCACCAGUGUAACCAUUAGGAAAACGUUCACGAUAACGGUGGUCGGGAGCUGUACAAAUGAGUCAAACUGGCUGGUGAACCCCGACUUGGCAUUUGGACUCUUUGCCUGGCAGUCCAGUGGAGGUUUCUCAGCAUACUCUGACCCGAUGACAGGUGUAACUGGAUUUCUUGCACAGGGUCCAUUCAGUGCUGCAGCACGGCCGAACAUUCAACAAACGAUACAACUGCCAGACAGCCAUGAUAAAAUAUUCCUCAGAGCUCGUGUACGAAGUUCCAACAACAACAAUGCCUAUAUGGCGUUUACGCCGAGCAAUAAUCUAAACGUGAGAAGAACACCAGACUACUCACUGAACGCCAGCUCUUGGAGGGAGAUGUCGUGGAAUAUUCCGAAUAAAGCAACCUCAGUGAUAUUCGCACUGUCCGCUGUGGUCCCGGGCCAGGCAGGAGACGUGUUCUUUUCACACGUGUGCGUCAGGAUUACUGCAACCAAGGAUACCUCACCUACCAUCUACGCUCCACCGCCGGGGUCUGUUGAUGGUGUAGUCGGGGGUAAUGCCAGCCUGGUGUGCGGAGCCUAUGCCUAUCCCAAACCACUCAUCACUUGGGCAGUGAAAGGAACUACAGCUGUAAUAGGGUUGCAGCCAGGUGGUCAUGUUCAAACACAGCCCGAUGGAACUCUCACUUUCACCAGCCUGGUAGCAUCGGACUUCCAAUCCUACACGUGUGCGGCGUCCAACUCUGUGGGCACGACGAGCAAAAGCACUGACGUGCGCUGGACGCCAGGCCAGUGGGGCAGUUGGAACUCUUGGGGAGGCUGCACGGGGCCGACGUGUGCUCAGAUGGGUGUUCAAACAAGGAUGCGUAGCUGCACGCCGACAGGAACACUGUGUGCUCUGGGUGACAGCAGUUCGGACAGGGCCUGCACCUUGCCAACAUGUCCACCUACAACCAUACCAACCACCACGCCAACCACCACGCCAACCACUACCCCAACUACCACGCCAACCACCACACCAACCACCACCCCAACCACCACCCCAACCACCACACCAACCACCACACCAACCACCACACCAACCACCACACCAACCACCACACCAAACACCACCCCAACCACCACUCCAACCACCACACCAACCACCACACCAACCACCACACCAACCACCACCCCACCUACAACACCAACUACCAUCCCAACCACUACACCAACCACCACCCCAACUACCACACAAACCACCGCUCCCAACACUGCCUCAACCACUACUCAAACCACGGUGCCGUCCACUCUUUUUACCAACUCACCAGUCCCUACCCCAACCACCACAUCGACCAACACACAAACAACCACCCCGAUCACAACCACCCCGAUCACAACCACCACGAUCGCAACCACCCCGGCUACCAAACCACCCACCACACCCACCGCCAUGCCAACCAGUACUUCAACCAGUACUUCAACCACUACUUCAACCAGUACCGCAUCAACUACUGGGCAAACUACCACACCGCAACCAAUAGGAACGACAUCAACAAUGACCGUAAUACAGGCUACCACACACCAGUCGGUAGAAGUCACGAAGGCAACGAUUCCCUCAACAGCAGCAGCAACACAGACAACACGGCCAAUGACAAUGCCAAUGACAGCAGUAUCCAGCAAAUCUUCAUCUAGUACCAGUCCCUCAUCACCAUCACCAUCGAGUGAGGUGACAACACCCACCAUAGCACUGACUGCAGGGCCGACAACAGCCACCACUUCAAUAGAGACACCCGCUACAACCCAGUCAACAUCGACCUUGCAGCAACUUGGUAGCACAAGGUCGAUGCAGACUCUAACAACAGAGGCAAGUACUGCUGGUACAACUACAACACCGUCAACAUCAGCAACAGCCGUGACACUAAGCACAUCUGCAACUAGUCAACCAAUGACAUCACCAGUGUCUUCUACCAAUCCUUCUACUGCUACACCAUCAAUGGCAACAUCGUUGUCAGGGACAUCACUGCCAGUAUCAUCAUUGCAGGCAACCAUGGCCACAUCGUUGUCAGAGACAUCACUGCCCGUAUUGUCAUUGCAGGCAACAUCACCAUCCAUGGUAACACCGUUGUCAGGGACAUCACUACCAGUAUCGUCAUUGCAGACAACAUCGUCAGCUGUGACACUAGCAACAGUGACAUCACCCAUGACAUCAUCAAAAGCGACAUCACUGCCAGUAUCGUCAUUCCGAGCCACUUCAUUGGUACCGAUGACAUCAUCAACAGUAUCCCUGCCAGGGACAUCAUCAUCGGCAACAUCAUCACCAUUGACAUCAUCAUUAGUGACAUCACCACCAGGGACAUCAUCAGCGACAUCAUCACCUGUGACAUCAUCGUCUGUGAUGGCUGCGUCAUCCACAAUCUCUCCAGUGUUGACAACUACCAGUAGAACGAGUGUGGAGACCAGUGCAGCUACAUCAGCAACGUCAUCAAGCACAGCUAGCGUGACUUCAUCAUCGUCCAAGGUCACAAUGGCUGAAAGCUCAACAAACCAACCUGCAUUGACGACAUCCUCCAGUAUUGGCACACCACCAACCAUUACCAUGUCAUCCAGUGCACCAAUAGGAAUCACAACACCAGCUAGUACCAUGCUAUCAAGUGCACCAAUAGGAAUUACAACACCAGCUGGUGUGGGAACUACGAUGUCAAGCAUUACGACACCAGCUAGUGUGGGAACUACGAUGUCAAGCAGUCGACAAGCCACCAUCUCGAGCACUGUGGGAACAUCAUCCGCUGUCGGCCCCACUACCGCUGGCCUAACAACAGCAAGCAGUGGAACAAUGGCGCAAGGGAUGGUGACAACAGCAAGCAGUGGAACAAUGGCCCAAGCGACGGUGACAACACCAUCAAUAAUCUGCUCAACCCUGGACAUACGAACGUCUUUGACGAACGGUUUUGCCAGUGACCUACAAACUACCGGUCUGCUUGGUGACAUUGUCCGCUACGAAUGCAUGAUGGGUUAUUAUGUGGGUGGACAGACAAACCAGAGCAUCGCCACCAUUGAGGUGGUGUGUUUAGCCAACGGUACAUGGUCCUACCCAGCUACGUUUGCUUGUGCAGUGGUAUCCUGCCCUGCUCCUAAUGCAACACUCAUGAACGGCAUGAUCCAGGGACUGGCGGCAAGCUAUCACCCGCACAACAUGAUCACAUUCAACUGUGACCCGAACUACCAGAUCAGCGGUGCAGCAGCGGCGGGGAUGGCUUCUCAACAGCUGGACUGUGGCGCGGACGGCACUUGGACACUCCCGUUCCCCACGUGUAGUUUGAUAACAUGUGGAGUUCCCGGGCCAGUUCCGAGCAAUGGCCGGCAGAUAGGCUCUCUGUACACGAUCAACGCCAUUGUGCGCUACACAUGCGACCAGGGCUAUCAGAUAACGGGCAUGGCUCUCCAGUCCUCCAUCUCCAUCAUGUGCUUGUCGGAUGCCACGUGGAGUGCCCCUGUUCCCACAUGUCAAGUGGUGAACUGUGGCUAUCCUGGCCCAGUGUUCCAUGGCAGAGUGGUCGGUGCAGUCUUCACCUACCAAAGCCAAGUGAGCAUCACCUGCAACUACGGCUAUCACCUCAGCUCAACACAAUCCCUGCUCACCUGCUUAGCACAGGGCACGUGGGACCGAACAACGCCAACAUGCUUGCCCAACACAUGCCCCUUGCUACCUGGCGUGAUUGUCCAUGGAUUAGCGUCCACAACGCAGAACACUUUCAAGACGACGGUGGUGUACACGUGUGACACGGGAUAUCAUGUGACGCGUCGUCCUUACUCGGCCACCACUGCUAGUCUCUUCUGCACAGGAGCUGGCACCUGGACUGCACCGCUUCCCUCUUGUACAGUUGUCACCUGUCCAGCAACUCAGUUUACACUCUCCAACGGUGUGGUGAUACUGCCGACCAACAACAGCUUCAACAACACAGUGCUGUUCACGUGCGAUGCCGGUUACCAUUUCCGAUUCACGGCUGCAACGGACACAGUGAGACGUGUCCAAUGUCAGCAGUACGGUAACUGGUCCACUGCACCAACCGAUUGUGUCCCGGUGACCUGCCCGGACCCUGGCCGACCACUGGACGGCAUUCGCAUCGGCUCCACGUUCACCUUCAACUCAACGGUCGACUACCAAUGCAACCUGGGCUUUGUUCUGGAAGGACAAGGUCAGCUGCACUGCAUGGCCAACGCGAGCUGGAGUGCACCAACACCAGUCUGCCAAGAAGAGAUUCAGAACAUCACCAGCACCUCGCUGGCAUCCUCCAUGCCGGGACUAGUCGUAACCAGCCAUUCACAAUCACAAGACUUGACUGGAACGACGAGACAAGCACCAACCCAGCAAGGCCCUACAGGUACAAGCUCUGUUGCGUCGCCUGGCAGCGACGCAACCGCUGGUUUACCACCGCCCAACAAUCAAUCAGGCGGAGUGUUGGACACGCAGACCAUCAUCAUAAUUGCAGCUUGCGGCGGUGGCGGACUGCUGAUCAUUGGCACUAUUGUUCUAAUCGCCUGUCGACGGCGUCACAGGUCGUACUCUGUGAAGAGAGCCGAGUUGCAUGUCAACUACAUGUUUGAUGAUGCCCAUUCCUUGCAGGACAUGAGCCCGAACCCAAGGUACAGCAGUAGCAGUAUUACACGCGAAGCGGGCAGCAACGCCGACCGAUACGUGCGGGCGCAAUACUCUGGAGCGACUGAGCAGUGCUACGUCAGCAUCGAGUCGGCGUACACAAACAGCACAAUUCCGCGGCAGACCAGUGCGUCCAGCGGGGCAGUACUUGUGAGCGAAGACGUCGGCGACAACAUCUAUGAAGUGGAUGACGACAACGACACGGACGCUGCACAGCCUGCAAAGAAUAACCAGAUGCUGAAACGGCAGGAAAGCCUGUACGAGGUCGAGAGUGAAUUCGACAACGGAGGAAAAGGCACCACCGGUAGGGACUCGGCAGCAGCGGAGCAGUCCCUGCUCGUGCAUCGUCAGAACACGUACGUACGGGAUCCAACCUUGAUGCGUGGCGCAAUUCCAGAGGGCAUGAAUGACACAUCGCUGACCGCUGUCGGCCUGCUGACUAAUUCUCAAGCACGCGACCAGGCAGAUUACGAAGCAUUGAACGAGAAGAAGAAGAAGAAGAAUAGGAGCAGUGGUAGCGGUGCGAGUGUUGGGGCGGGUGCUGCUAGACCAAUGGGUCGGCAGCAACAUGCACAGCAGCGGAGUGUCUAUCAAGGAGUCAGCGCACAGCAGGGUGGCUAUCAAGGAGUCAACACACAGAGCAGAGCAAGUAGCAACACCGGACAGAACGCAGGCAACAGUCCCGAUGCCAGCGACUAUCUAGACAUUCUGCCCAGCCAGAUUGCAGCAUCCACAUACGAACCUCUACGCCGUCAACACCACUGAUGUACAGUGAUGUACAGUGCAUCAUGGUAUACAGUGACGUAUAGUGAUGUACAAUGAUAUACAGUGACGUAUAGUGAGAGAGACACCAACGCAAAAUGUUUGACUCGCGGAUACUUCAACAUGUUUUAUUGAGCAAGUUACUUGAGAUCCACCAUGUUAAACGUGAUAACUAUAGUGGAUGAGUGAAUAAGUUACUUCCAGGUUUCAAUCAUUAGACUAGACGAGCCCAAGAGGACAGGGUGAUUAAUAUUGAUUGAAUGCGAAUAUGGAGAAUGAUUUUCCAUGAUUUGAUAGCUUCGAUUUCUUCUGAGAUAUUACCAAACACAGGCGUGCUUGAUGAAUUAUAAGAUACGCCGAUCAAUAAAUAAGCAAAUCAUCAUGCUCACUCAGCACUUACUUCAAGUACCA